CCAGAGCCUCCGCCCCGCCCUAGCGGCUGCCGGCGCUGACUAGGGAGCGGCGGCGCUGGUCUUACGCGUUUGUUCCCGCCCGCCCCGCGCUACCGGUUCCACUUCCUGGGGAGUUGCCAGUGGGGAGCGGCGGUUGGAGUGCGAAGCUUGCGGGGGCUUUGGUUCUCUGACCGCGGUCCGCGCCCGCUGCCCCUGAGAUAGAGGCGGCAGGGUGAGUUGUCAGGGCCCAGCCGGCCCACCUGUGACCUGGGCCCGGGACAGCGGGAGCGCCCGCCCGCCCGCUCGCCGGAGAUGGAAGCCAGCCUGACGUGUGCCGUGUGCCUCUCUCUUUUCGAGGAGCCGGUGACGCUGCCCCUCUGCUCGCACAACUUCUGCCGGGACUGUGUGCUGGAGUGUCUGGCCUCGGCCGAGGCCGCCCGCCUGCAGCAGCAGCAGCAGCAGCGGGGCCCAGGGCACGCCCGCCUCUCCCGUGGGGGGCCGGGGCCUAGCGCUGCUGGCGCCCGGGUGUCGUGCCCACUGUGCAGGAAGCUGUGCCCGCUGCCCCGCGGCGGCGCCGCCGCGCUGCCCGUCAACACCACCCUAGCCGAGGUGGUCAAGCUGUACCGGUCCGGCACGGCGGUACCCGCCGAGGCGGCGGGGGCGGAGCCGGGGCCGCUCUCCCCGCUAGCACUCGGGGGAGCCUGCCAGAAGCACCCGAGCCGGCUGGUGCAGCUCUACUGCCGGAUGUGCCGCCAGGCAGGCUGCGGGCAGUGCGUCUCUGAGGAGCACCAAGGCAUCUUCCACUCCGUCAACCUCAUAGACACCGUGUACCAGGAAGAAAAAUUAACCUUCUUCAGCAGUCUGAAAAAAAUGAGAAUCAUAAACGAGAAGCUGACGAAUGAAAUCUCAAGUCAACCAAAUGAUACAGAUAUGAUGCUGAACAAUGAAGCAGAGAUAAUUGCACUGGAGUUUGGAGAAAUUUUUAAAACUCUGGAAAUGAAGAAACGGCAAUUGCUGGAAGAUGUUGAAAAUCAAAGAAGUAAAAAAGAGAAAGAAUAUCAGAUUUGGAAGAAAAUGAAGGAGACUCACAAGAAGACCACUGAGAAUUUUUUGAAGGAUUGUGAAAAACUUGUCCAUGAGUGUGAUCCUCAGCGCUUCCUGGAGGUGGCCUGUGGCUUGAAUACAAGAAUGAAAACUCAGCUUGACCUGAUGAAUAUCGCAUCCAGCUAUGAAAAAGCACCAGAGUAUGCUCAAAAGAAGAUGGAUAUUAAACCUGUGAUUGAUGAAAUACUGGCUUUGAAGUUAACACCCGUUAAUGUGGACAUUGUUAAAGAUCUGCCUUCUGGAGAAAAAGAGAACUCCACAAAAAAUACUCUAUUUAAAAAUGACAUAAAGCAAUGUCAGGAUCAGAAGAAUACACCCAGUACAUUUCUUCCUGUAGAAGGACAGGAGGAAGCACUAGCAGACGGUAGCAGGAUCUGUACUCGCCUAAUGUCAAUAUCAGAAAUGUCAGCAUUUCAAAAUAUGAGUCAUGAGGAGUUGCGUUACAAAUACUAUAUGGAAUGUCAGAAGCUCACCGAUGAGUUCAAGACACAAACUUUACCUGCAAAUAAAAAGCAUAAAUUCAUAACUGUUGGGAUGUUGAAGGAUAAAUCCUCAGGAACUCCUUUUGUGUCUUCACCUACCAAAACAAAUAAUGUAGAUAAAGUAAGAAUGGGAACCUCGCCAAGAGCAGAUGGCUUUGAGAGAAGCUUUUCUGGAACCAGUAAUCACAAUAUCCCAUCCACGAAUAAGAACUUUUCUGAAACAAAUGGUGAUAUAAAAUUAUUUCAUGAAACAAGUUCCCAGGAAGUAACCGCUCCAGCCUUAUCAGAAGGCCCUAGUUUUGGCAAACCUCUAUCCUUGGUAAUUAAAGAGAAACAGCCAGUGCAGGCUUCAGCUGUUAUUGUUCCUAGUGAAACAGACACAAAUUCUAGCACUUCAUCCAGCUCAAAACCAGCAGCACCAGUACCUGUUACUGUUUCAAAUUCAGAAUUUCUAAAUGUUUCUGCAGAGAGACUUUCUGCUUCACCUUUUGCUUUCAGUGCAUCUAAUGACUCAUUACCCAGAUUGGUAAAAGCAGCAGGUGCAUUUUCCUUUAAAAAAAAAGACAGGAAAUGUGUUUUCCCUCAGUUUUACUUAGGAAAAGGUGAUCGUGUGGAUAAAACUGAUGACCAGGAUGAAAGUAAACUUAGAAAACAUGGUCCUGUAACUAAAACCACAGUUUCUGAUGCUUUAACCAGUCCUAAUUUAGGCUCAGCAGAAAGUGAAAAGGCAGAUUUUUCAUUUCCCCUUGGCAAUUCAGAAAGAGAUUGUUUUGCAGGUUCAGGAGUCAGCAAUUCAUUUAAGGUUUUACCAUUAUCCUCAUUUUUCAGCCAAUCUGAGAAGCCAUCUGAUAAAAAUGCACCAUCUCACAUGAAAGAUAAAACACUUUCUGCAAAGGAAACUGCAGAAUGUGGUGCACAGAAACCAUCUGUCUCCUGGGAACAAAACGCUGAUGCUUCGGUAUCUCCCACAACUGUAGCUUGCAAUACUUCAGAAACCAGCACUGCAGCUGGGGUGAACGAUGUCUCCACAUCUCCUCUUCUCCCCAGUAAUUGUGUAUUUUCCUUCAAAAAUAACUGUUUUCAGUUGCCUUCACCGGUCUUUUCAUUUGGAAGUAUUGUCAGAAAUACCUCUGAUUCACUGACUUCUCUUGUGUUUUUGUCUGGAAAUGGUACUGAAAAAAUGAAGAUGAAGUGUCCUGACAAAGCACCCCUAAAUGUAGGGAAGCCAAUAUCUUCAGAGUGUGCCGAGCCUGCUUCUAGACAUCAUCAUCCAAAAUGUGAAGGUUCAUUCUUCCCUGUGAACUCACCUAAGAAAACUGAAAGGGCAGAAAUGCUUGCCGAUAGUAAUUCUUCUUGUAGUCAGCCUUUAUGUUCAGGUUUCCUUCCUGUUAAAUAUGAUAAUGCAUCUUCCACUCAACUCACUACAGCAACAAAUCAAGAAACAAAGGUAAAAAAUGAAGAAAGUGAAACUGUUGAUGAAAACAACUGUUCUUGUCCACGGAGGGAAGAUGAACUUGAGCCUGUAAGAUCUCAGAAUGCAACUUGUUCUGUUCCUGCCACGUGCAAUGAUCCAUCUCUAGGAGGUCCUGUGCUUGAAGUAAAUGAGGUGAGAGAAAUGGCAAGUGACAGCGAUUCUGACACUGAAGAGCUAAGUCAAACAUCUGUUUCUACUGAUACCAGUGGUACAUCUGAAUAUUUUUCUGUUGCUGAAGACAAAAUAUCUACCAGAAGAAAAUCAGAGACAUGAAGAGAGUGUGAAAUGCAAGAUAACUUUACUUAAAUAAGCUGAAAUUAAAUAAAUGCUACUAAACACAUUAUAAAGUGGGAAUAUCUGUGAUUUGACAGCUAAUAUUCUCCUUGACUCUUGCCAGUUGAGCUAUCUAUGUUAGAAACGUUAACUGCUUAUCAGCAAGUACAAUGUACUAAAGUGAUUUUUAUAGUACAAACUCAAACAGAAGAAACAACCAAAACGGUCACGUCUUAUUCAAAUCUUGAGUAUGACCAUAUAUCUUUAGGAAUGCACACCUUCAGGGAAGUGCCACUGGGGUAGAUGGAGGUGUGGGGGAUGGGGACUGAGGUGUCCCAGAAAGCAGGUUCAGUGAAGCCUCCGCACCAGGGAGCAGCAUAUUGCUGUUUAGGUACAGCAACACUUGCACUAGGGUUAAAUAGGGGAGAGAGUACAGAAAAUAGCAUUCCCCUCAGAGGGAGGAGAGGCAUGAGGGAAAUAAAGGAUGUUGAAGAGCAUUACUGAUAAUUCUUUUGCCUGUCUUUCUUUGGCUGUUUACUUUUUCUGUCAUGUAAAAGUGCAACUUCUAGUAUAAUUUCUUUUCACCACAUCAGUGUUUUUGUUAUAUGUUACAGAAGGGUGGCAGCAAUGCUUCUGAAACAUGGCCUUUAUGAAAAGUAACUGUCAACUAAUUUUCAGUUCCAUUUUAGCAAGAGUUUGGGAAUCUCUGGAUAAUAAGUUGCUGUUAAAAGCAAGCAUUAGGAGAAUCUAGCUUUUAACACAAAAAUGUUUUUCAUAUUUUAUGAGACAGGAAAAAAGGCAAACAACACUACUCCCUGUAUGUAUCAAUGGUCCAGACCUCAUUGUAUUUUUAAUUUGUGAAAUAUGAUACAAAAUGAAGAUCAAAAUACUAACUUACCACUUUCUUCACUAUUUUGUUCCAUCCAAGUGAACUGUGCUUUAGCUGUUUGAAGACACAGGCUACAGUAUUGUUUCAGCAAGAGCUGGUGCCAGAUUUUAAAUAAAUUAAUCCUGCGUUAGGUAGAGAUGUCAGCCAGCAAGUAUUAGAUCAGCGUGCAGAGCAUUUCAUAUCCCUACAGAAUUUUUCACUGGCAAAUAGAUAGUCAUCUUUAAAGAAAAAAAUCUAGGUGAUCUUUGUAACUUCCUAAGAGAAAUAUUACUUUAAAUCUCUGCAAAGCUGACCAAUAAUGUGGCAGAAUACUUAACACUUCUUACCCUUGGUUUAGGAAACACUGACCUAAUGUUAAUUUGCAUUAAAUUUUUGGACUCCAUCUUUCUGUAGCAGUGCAGCCCUCUAUUACAUGUGCUGAAAAACAGGAACUUUCCUAAGUUCUAGAAACCAAUCUUCCCUUUGCAGCUGCAUUAUAGUAAGGAAGGUGGUGAAAAUUCUCAAACAUUAGUUUUGUAGUUCUGUAUGUUCAUCUCUAAGUAUUUUGGUUUUCUCCUCAGAAUUGUUCCGCUUUUAUUUGUAGACAUUCUUGUCAGAUUCUUCUGUGUGUGUAGAUGUGUUAAAAAGGUAUUAAGUUAAAUUCUGGGAAAACAAAGGUUGAGCAUGAUGGUAACAACAGAGAGUGUCAUGGGUUAAGGCUGAUCUUGCCAUAAUAAAAGCAAGAUAAAUUGAACCAUUUCAGAGAGACAGAUUAAAGCACCUAUUAGAGAUGUCAGUAGAAAAUAUUUGUUUUCUGCUACAGUGAACAAAAAAAAUCCUUUUAAUAAGAAACCCUACUUUCCUAAAGUCGCUUUAUCAACAUAUCUGCUGUUAGUUUCCAUUAGUUUUUCAUGAUAACUUGAUACGGUAAACAUAAAGCAGAUAUUUUAUCUUGUAGUUAAAAGACAUCACUGUAGAAUCAUAAACUAAAUAGGCUACAGCACAUUGUUUGAAAGCAGAAAUUGUUGAUGUGUGAGUUCAAUACAGUCCUAGAACUGCUUUUCAAGCUUAGCCAGUUGUUUUCUAAGUGCAUUAUAGCUCAGCUUUAAGGUCUUACACAAGAGAGAAAUGGUAAGCAGUUUUAUAAUGUUUUAUUUACAAUAGGUCACAGUAAAAUUACAGUCCAUAUGGAUACUAAAUCAGAAUUAUCCAUUUUCUGAUAUUUUCACCAUUUGAUUCCUGGUCAUUUUUACUUAAUCACUUGGUCAUCUUUUACCAUUGACUCCUUAUUAAAAGCUAUACCCAGAGUACAGUGAUUUUUAUAUAUGUUAUUAGAAGUGAAAUGUUUACUGCUGUUACUAAUGCUUUAAGAAACAUCACAGUCUUCAGCAUAUAAAAUUUGUACCCUGUGAUAGGCCUAAUAAGUUUGGUUUUCACCCAGGAUAUCAUGCUUAUUCCUCAAAUAACUGCGAACGCGAUAAUACCAAUUUCUGAUUUUAUUCUUUGUUCAGUUAAUCAUGUCUUACGUAAAAAGAUUACUCCAGGUCGAGUGCAAAGGUCUACAUAAGGUCACUUCCUAUCUUAGUUGAGAAAAAAAACACAGUCUUUUCUAUUCUGAUGUUCCAGUUGUGUCAUAGUUUUCUUUCACGCAUUAAAAAAAGAAGGAAAAAGAAGGUCCCUUCUGACCCCUACCAUUCUGUGAUUCUAUGAUAGAGAAUAACUUACAUCACUAAUCUUGGUCAUCAUUACAAAAUUGUGUGUCAGUGAGGGCUGCUGUCAAAAGCCUAAUUUUCCUAGAUUAUCUAAACAUUAGUAUGUGUGUAUAUAUUUUCAGACUAUGUGUAGACUAAAAUGAAGCGUUAAACUUGAGAUUUUUCAGGAGUAAUAUGGAAAAACUGCUGAAAAUUUAUGUUCUUCCCAAGAAAAUAGUUGGGAAAUCUGUUUUAUUAAACUUGGCAGUGUGUAUUGCAAGGGACUUUUUGACAAGUAUGCUAGAGGUGUCUUGGAUCUUUCUGACUCUUAACUAUGCAAAAGGUGAAAAAUAAAGCAAUUCUACAUAGGGUUACAACACUUUAUUAAUAAAACUUCAUUGUACCGAUACAAAACUCUCUUUAUACUUAAAAUCCUGUAGACUAAAACGUGAGAUUGGUUGAAAAGCUUAUAUAGUGGUUCAUGAAGGUGCUACUACAUAACUUAGUAGAAACCUUGGAAAAAAAUUAAACGAUUGAUUUGAUUAUAAUUGGCAAAGUAAUGCUGAAUGUCUUUUACAGAUGGGCUGAAGGUUUGCAGUACAGUCCUCCUGAGAGGCUAAUCUCACCAGCUGUCAGAACUGUCAUUUGUUCAGCAUAUUUCUGAGAGCUAUCUUAACAUAUGUAUGUACAUUUAUCACUGCCUUGGGGGAAAAAAAGUGCAAUUGAAAGAUAGGUGCAAUUACCUAGUUUUGUAAUGAAACAGUUAUUUAGUUGACAUUGGAGCUACUAAAAUGGCAAUGAGUGAAGGUUAAUCUUCUAAAGUAAGCUUUGUAUUACUAAUAUUGGAUAUUAGUAAAGCUUUAUUAUACAACAUACUUGAUAACCCAGACCUAGUCACUUCCUAACUUAAAAGGCAGCUGAUCAGUGUGGUAAGAGUAUUAUGUACUGCUGCUUUUCCUUUUUUUUUUCUUCAGGUAAUAUUCUUCAGUUUCUCGUCGUAGGCUUUGUCCAGUUGUUCAAACGCCAGUAGAACAUUAUCAUUUGGAUUAUCACACAGUUCACUUAACGAUGUUCUGGGUUGUUGGUUUGGGGUGGUUUUUUUGUUUUUUUUUUUAAAAAAAAAAAAAGGCAAAAAAAGCGCAGUGAUUUAUUUUAAGUUGCUUUGAAGAUGAAAUGUACAUUAAAAACACAAAUUUACCAUACCUGAUAGACUUAAUGAGGAGUAAAAAAUCCUUGAGAGCAUAGUAAGCAUCUGCUUCAAUUAACCUGAAAAAAAGGGGAAAAAAUCAAAUGCAUAUGCACUAUAACAUAGUGUUUCACCUUUAAUAAGCCCUUCCACAUAGGUUAGGUAAGGAUGCAAAGAGCAUGUGUCAUGGCUUCAAACAGUGACAUAAUACUAGAUUACUAUAGAAAGACUAUAAACGUCAAAUAAUUAACAAUGCUGUAUAGAUUUGUUUCUAUAAUCAUACUAAACAUAGACUGACGAGUGAUAUUUGUAAAGAUAACUUAUUAUCUUGGGAACAUGAUUACAAAUGUUUGAAAAACUAUGCUGUUACAACCUGAACUGAAAUUCAACACUUCAGAUAAAUCUGGCUAAAUUGAGCAGGAGAUAGUGUAAGCUUUCUACAAAUGAUGAAGAUGCUAUAUUUUGCAAAAAGGACCACUGAUUACUCAAAAGUAACUUAAUAAACUCAGUUCCCAGAAAUUAAGAAUACCACAUUUAAAAAAAAAUAAAGUCAGUAUUGUGUUGAAAAUAAUAGAAUUAUGAAUGGUUAGGGGUGGAAGGGACCUUCUAAAGAUCACCUAGUUCUGCCCCUCAGUCAGGGGCAGGGACACCUUCCACUUAGAGCAGCUUGAUAGAACCAAACAAUGGGAUUCUGUAAUCAGUAUAUUUACUCCUCUUAUGAUAAGGUGUCAUUAGUGCCAAACUCUGCUAUUGUAAGAAUGGUGAAUGGUAGGAGUUGGGAGGGACCUUUAGAGAUCAUCUAGACCAACCUCCCUGCAGAAGCAGGGUCACCUAGAUCAGGUCGCAUAGGAAUGCAUCCAGGGGGGUCUUGAAGAAAACCUGCCUGGGAGAGGGGAUUUGGACCAGAUGAUCUCUAAAGGUCCCUUCCAACCCCUACCAUUCACCAUUCUGUUGUUACUAGAACAGUGCUUGGCAUGUGUAUUCAAAUUAUUAGACUCUAUUUGGAAGAGCUGAGAAGAAAAAAAAACCACAACAGAUAAUACUGUAUGGUCCCAACGUCACCCUCAGGGAGCAGACUGAGUUGUUACUUUCUCACUCAGAAAUAAAAGUUACAGGCUGUGAGCUUGAAGGCAAAAUAAAGACACUUUAUUUUGUAGUAGUUGGGAGAGGAAGCUUGUGAUUUAGCUUUUUUGAGCUGACGUUGGGAAUAAAACAGAUAGGUAAAUGGUGUCAUUAAGAACUGCAAGGUAGAAGUUUUAUAAAUAGCGAUGUUUAAUAAAUGAGGUAAUAGAAGGCCAGUGAGAUUCAAAGGCAGAAGUGGUAAUGAUAAGACAUCAUGUUUAGCAGGUGCUGAAAGUAUGUCUAGAAGAUUGAAAAGAACAUCAGGGCUGUAAAUUGUAAGAGUAAAAGAAAGAAUGCUCUAGAUUUUCCAAAACUGGAGUUUUAAUCUUUAACACUCUUGUCUGUAUGUUUUAACACUAAUCAUUAAUUCACCCUUUAGUCUGUUUCUGCCUUUGUUAUUUCACCAAGCUUUUGACAUCUCUCUGCUACUGUCUUAGUAUCUUCUGGUCUGUUGCAUUGGGCUUCCUUAUUUCAGGGACUUUCCUGAUCUUUUUCAUUUUGAAAAAAACUCUGAUUAAAUUAAUUAAUUUAAAAAAAAAAAAAAAAACCCUAACUGCUGAAAAGCCUGUGAAAAUAACCUGUGUCCCUGAAGCCAAGACUUUCCCAUUUUUGGUAGUGUUUUGAGUACCCAGAUAAUACUUUACAGCCAUUGCCAUUGGACAUUAUUUAUUCUCAUUAAAACAUUCAACUAAUCUAGUAAUAUUUAAUAGCUGUUCCCUUCCUAAAUUAUGGAGAAGGGUUUAAAGACAAAAAGAUGUACUUAUGUACCAUAUUGUAACCAGUGCUGCUGUUUAACUGUAUUAAAAAUGGUAGUACAUACCAGUUAUCAGUUGUCAGUGCAAUCAAGGACCCAUGCUUAAAAAAGUCCAGUGCAUAGGCAUUGAGCGGCUGCUUCCUUCCUUGAUUAUCAUACUUGUUCCGGUGAAGCAGGGGGCAGUUUGUGGCAUUAAUUCCAAGGGAACGUAAGACAGCCUAAGGAAAAAAAAAAAAUAAAUACCUGUUGAAUAGCUACAGUGGUUUCAUUUUAUGUGGUUAUCUUGUCAAACCUUCACCUUUAGACCACAAGCGGGGAAGUUCUACAUUUCUAAUUGUGAGAUACUCGAGAUACUUGCACGAAUACACAUAGAUGUAGACACAGGAGACAGUUUGUUAGCAAAGUGACUGACUGACACUACCAGUGCAGCUCUGGGACAUUCUGAGAAAUUUCAAGUUUGACUAGGCCACCAGAUUUUUCUUGAGUUAGUAAGGAUUUUUCCAUAUGCAUAGGUCAUGUAUUCAGACUCUCUCAUUGAUGCUUUGACUGUAUUAACCUUAAGCAUGGAACACUGGAAGGUUGAAGGUGUAUUUCAAAUCCCCAAUUGUGAGAAUUUUUUCAAUUACAGAAUUAUGAUUUGUAUAAUAAUUCCCUAAUGUUACUAAAAGACCACAGGAAAAUACAAGCUGACAGGGAACUUGUUGAUGUUUAUUACAAUUAAGCUAAUUUGUAUGCUAUCAAACAUCAUCACUGAAAUCCUAGUGGAGAAGCAAAUGAUCAAUGCAAUAAUGCAUUCUUUUACUAGGGUCCUUGAGACUACUGUGUUACUGAUUUUUUUUUUUAAGAGAGUCCUAACAUGGAGAAAAAAAAUGGGAGUGGUUUGAACAUGAAAUUUUAGAUUAAUUUAGUUGUCUUAGAGUUGAAAGGAACAGAGAAAGCAAACUAAGUACUUUUUUUGCUACAUCAUCUAGUCUCUGUUUUUUGUACUGUGAUACGGUGGUGCUACUCAGUGCUGAUUUUUUUUGAGACCUUUCAAAUUGUAUUUCCUAAAGAAAGAGUGACAAUUGAUCAUAAUGCCAUGAUAUUACACAGAGGAAAGAGAUUGUAAUAAAUUAUUUUUUUUAAUAAAACUGUAAUGAAAUGCUGCCCCCUGUGAAAAAAUAACUUACUUUAUUAAUGAUCUCCCCAUGAAAUAGAUCAUUAUCAGUCACUCCAGAUAAACAUGCAAAAGGUGAGACAGCAGAUAUGCUUUUGGUGUUGUCCAUCAAAUAAGAUGCUAGUUCAGAGCCAUGCCAAUUCUUGGAUGCAAAAUCUAGACAAGAAGUUUGAAAUGCAACAUAAGCUAUUCCAACACAAGCACCUUUUCAGUGAUCUAUUUUUAAAGGAUGAAAUUUUAAUUCAGUAGAUCAUGAUAGGAAAUAGAGUUAAUCAUCUAAACUUAAAUCCUUCUUGACAGGUGCUUGUUCCUUUUUUUCAUAAGAACCUAUAUGUAACUGAUUAUAGUAUACAAAAAAGAGCUUUCUAUUGGUGAGAAUAAUUACAUCUCAAACGCCCCCUCGCCAGUUAAGCCUUUCUCCGUGUAGCCGAAUUGGCUAACAGCCUGAAGUUGCGCCAAAAAAUGAAGGGAAGAUCUUAAAGGUCUUUUCCAGCCAUAAAAAUUCUAUGAUUCUAUGAAACUCAAAGUAGGUGAUGAUGUAUAGCAACCUGUGAGUUGGGCUUUUUGUUUUUUCAUUUGUACACAGCAGAGAUUUUUAAAAAAUCACUGUACUGGUGCAGGCAAAAAGGAGGAAUAAAUACAGUUACCUGCUGCAAUUAAAGUGAUUCCUUACUGCAAAACUAGUCAUUUUAAAGGCAUGCUAUUUUUAGAGGAGAUAGGCAAUGGGAUAAUAGUGUAUUGUAUUGCUGUUGUAUCUUCUUCCAGGAGGAUUAUGUUGUAGUUAAAUACUUUUCACUCAGUGGCAAUCCAUACUUCUUGAUAAUUUUAUAGUUGUGCCUUUUCAUACUGUGUUGGUUAUUGGACAUUCUUUGUUGGCAUAAGUAGCUUAGUUGAUUUAAGAAAUAGCACACUGUUCUUUAAUUGUUACUUUAAUCUUUUGGCUGUUCAGGUGUUAGAAUUCUAACCUUUGUAAGACUCUGAAAACAAAUCAAGCAUCACAUGCAUUUUAGGAUCUGCAAAUGCAUAAUGA
This is a messenger RNA of Colius striatus (speckled mousebird), 11119 nucleotides long. RefSeq lists its product as uncharacterized. NCBI's taxonomy places the organism in Eukaryota, Metazoa, Chordata, Aves, Coliiformes, Coliidae. The record is from RefSeq and is a predicted model, not a curated record. The transcript is spliced from 8 exons. Gene Ontology annotation, molecular function: zinc ion binding. The coding region runs from base 292 to 3312 and encodes 1006 amino acids.